CUCCGAGACAGCGUGAGAGACAAUGGCGGACACAACAGGGAACCAUGGCGUUGAGGUUAUUGCGAGGGCGCUUGUUUCCAUUUGUGCGUGCCCAUUAUUCGCUUGAGACGGAAGAGCAGGCGACUGUGGAUGCGCCGAGGCAGUGUGUGACUUGCCUAGACCUUGCUAGCGUGCCAGACAAGGAUGGAAAACUAGUAAACCAGUCGUGCACGCGAAAUGCAUUCCUCCCCACUAGCCUCCCAGUCCUCCCAGGGAAGUCGAACCCAGCGCUGGAAGUCUAGCCCCAGUCUCAGAGAAUAAUUGUCCAUCCUUCAGGUCAUUGUUUGAACGUGCAACCGUACUGGUAUCUCUUCGUCGGCUUCUGCCCGUUGCCCAUCGUUCUCCCUCUCCUCUAUUUGCCUUCUUCUCCGUUCAUCCCCUCUUUUCCUUCUGCUCCUUACCCUUCCAGUCGAUGCAAUCGCAGGUCACAAAGAACCCAGAGAAGGAUACGCUGGUCUAUUGGUACGGCGAUGGCUGCGGGUUUUGCCAGCAGUUCAAGAAGGAGUACAAGCAGCUCGCUGCUCGGUUGAGGCACGUGAAAUCCUUGGAGAUCACGUGGAUCGACGCCUCCCGCAACGGCGUCGCGCAGCCGAAGCGCUUCCCAACCGUCGCCUUGUUCCCAGCGCGCGGCAAGGAGGUGCCCGCGAGCAGGCAGGUGCCCUUCCUGAACGACCAGCGGCUCCAGGCCGCGGAGUUCAUGGGCGACAUCCUCAAGGGCGAACAGACCAUCGGAGCCAUGAUCUCCUGGCUGCACCAGGAGGCCACCAUACCGUUCGAGGACGAGCCCUUGGCCCCGGCGGAAGACGAGGAGCCCGUCUCCAUGCUGGACAUCCGGCCGAGCCGGGAGACGGCCAUGUCGGUGUACCUCUGACCAGCCGCGCCCACGGCCACGCCGACCGCCCUGUUUCGACAGAGCCUUGGGUGUGCGCAGCAUGUCGCCCUUGCCUCCUCCAUGCCCAGAUCUCCGACGAUUUGAACGCCUGAGCUUGGCCACCUCUCCUUGCUGCAGCCCUCGCUAGCCUUGACUCUGUCGCAGGCCCAUGCGGCGCGCGUCUAUCCACCUUGACUCUGUCGCAGGCCCAUGCGGCGCGCGUCUAUCCAGCGGGCGCUUCAGCAGCGAAUGGGGAUACAUGUGGUCGUUCAUGCUGAGGGGGCCUGGAAGCAUGACUGGUUUGCGUAGAUUCUGCUUUGGUGGUUCAUUUCCCUCCUUGCCGUUCCCUCCCUCUCUCCCUCCU
This is a messenger RNA of Prorocentrum cordatum, 1274 nucleotides long. The record is from the annotation of a GenBank genome assembly. NCBI's taxonomy places the organism in Eukaryota, Dinophyceae, Prorocentrales, Prorocentraceae.